Molecule: messenger RNA, 6609 nt
Organism: Acyrthosiphon pisum (pea aphid)
Lineage: Eukaryota; Metazoa; Arthropoda; Insecta; Hemiptera; Aphididae
Product: protein Tob1
Exons: 4
Coding region: 3299-4807 (502 amino acids)
Biological process (GO): regulation of gene expression
Cellular component (GO): nucleus; cytoplasm
Molecular function (GO): transcription corepressor activity
Source: RefSeq, a predicted model, not a curated record
GAUAUAUAACAGAGUAAGGUAUUAUUUUUUUAUUUUUUUUUUCCGUGGGGCAUAAUAUUGUUUAUUUUCGUUAUCGAUUUUUUUUCGUUUGAUAACGUUUGCUCAAAAACGUUUUCAAAUACGUUUUUCGUCUCUGGUGCAGUCGAAACACGAUUUUUCUCAUGUACAUACACCUGCAUCGAUCGCGGCGCGUGCGUAAAUCCCCUCCCUCCACCGCCCCCGCACCAUUUACGCUUCCCCCGACCGUCUGUGUAAUAUGGUACUCUAUAUAAUAUUUCACACACAAUGUACAGCCGUCGCCGUGACGCCGUCAGCCGCUGGUUAUAAUAAUAUUUGCACGUCCAACUCUGUACACAAUAUCAUUGUUACUGUGGCACCUGCAGUACCAUGUACACGCGCACAAUUAUUACAUUAAUUCGUGACAAAUACGCGAAGUGUGUUUUGCACUGUGCAGAGGCAUACCGCGGCGACAACGUGGCGACCGGCCCGGCUGUAAUUCGAGAGGUACCUUACUGGCGUGUGUGUCGACCGAGUUUCGAACAUUAUUCUUAUAUUAUUAUCACCGUACGCGGGCGCGUUAAUAUAACAAUAAUAAUAUAUUGUAGCGAUCGAAUAUGAACCCUGCCCCUUCGACCGUAUAUGCUGUGCAGAGGUAUUCUGCAACUAUUAUCGUUAUAAUAAAAUAUUAUAACCGUCGCCGUUAUUAUACGAUAACCAAACAUUAUAUUAUAUAUUAUUAUUGCCCAUACGAUAUAUAACUAUUGCUGAAUUUAGGUGUCCGCCGGCCGAACGAUCGACAAUUAUAAUGUACGAUUAUUAAUUUAUAAAUAAUUAGGUACGCGACGUGACGGGUAUUAAGACUUUUGGAUUUUGGACGUUGACCCUGUCAUGGGCCUAAUAAUAUAUAUAUAAGAAACGUACUGAUAGCGGUGAGUGAGAGAGUUAUGGGGGAGGGGGGUGGUUGGCAUUGAUAGAAAAAAAUAGCGUAUGGCUUAAAAAUUAAUUCACCUAUAUAUAUCAAUUAAUUACAAGAGAGAGGGAGAGAGAGACGGGUUACAUAACAAAGAUAACAAAAUUUUAAGUCUUUUAGAAAUGGAUGGCAUGAUAUUAUACACUUUGGGUCCUAUCAUAUUAUGCACGGAUAUGGCUAUCUCUCUCUAACAAUGUUAGCACUAUGUAGAAAACAUUUGACAGAGUAGGCAUGAGUCCGCUUGGUCCAUAGCAAUAUAUUAAUAUUAUGUAUAAUGGUCGAUCCGAUCGACCCUUGGUAUAAUAUUAUUAAAUUAUUUUAUUACCCCAAAUUUUCCUGUGCCGCUGUGCCAGCAACAAGAAGUGCACUUAAAUCAUUAUUACCACAGUGUACUUGGAUAUUGGACUUCCGUACGUCUAGGGGACGUAUUUGUAAUAGUUAAUACAAUAUUAUACUUUUGGCGACAACAGUUUCCGUUUGCAGGAUCGUCGCGUGGACUCAUGGCUCAUCGACGAGUAUUCAAUAUUAUUCUUGUACGAUAUGGAUAAUGGGUGCGAAAAGUCUCGCACACAUAUUACUUUUGAUUUCAUCCAAUUUUACUUAUCUAAUGUGUGGAUUCACGCGGUCGUACAACCUGCACUCUUACUCUCAAGUAUAGUAUCAAGUUCGCCGAUUGCUGAAACACGGCACAGCUGCAGUAUUACAUACAGGACGAUAUAUACGCGUAUAUAUUAUAUUGUGAAUUAUCUGCUAUAUUAUGAACUGCAGUUAUUAUAUUAUGUUUACCGUAUUUGUAUGCAGCUGUACGAGCCACAUUAUAUGAGUUCAUGUACGAGAAAAGUAUUAGUAGGUAUAGGUACGCUAUAUGAUCGUUUUGCGAACGAAUUUCACGGGUUCCCGCUACUAUCGAUACUUUGCGAAUGUCAUCGUUCAAAAAUCACAAUUAAAUGUGCAUUGUUUUAGUCUCUAAUGGAAGUCAUGAAUAUUUAAAAUUAAAAAAAAAAUCAUCAACCGUGUGGAGCACAACGUGUUCAAACGGACGAAGGCCAAUAUUUCUAAAUAAUUCUCGUUCGACCUAUUUGCUCGCGUUUUGUUGCUCGUCGUUAUAAUAUAUACAAAUAGGCAGCGAAGUUUGCAUGCAUGCGUCCAUAAUAAUAUUAUAACUCGUUUACACCAGAACUGACUCUCCAAUCAACAUGACAUUAUAAAUACAUACCCGCGAUAUAACUAAUAGUAAAUAGAAAUAAUAAUAAUUUGUAAUCGAAUUGCACCUUAAAUACAAGUGAAUAUAAUAGUGACCGGAGUAGGUAUAUACCGUAUAAACAUUGUACAUGCGUGUAGCGUGUUCAUAAUAAUUAUUAUGUAUAUCGAAAUUCCGGUUUUAUUUCACUAUCGUUUUUGCACCGAUUUCGUUUGUUGUUUAUUAUAUAUAUAUUAUUAUUAUAUUAUUGCGAAAGCACAAUAGAUUAUAACUUUUAGUCGAAACUAGAAUAUGCAAUACAGUACAAAAUUUAUAUACGCAUGCAAGUAUGGGUACCUAUAUAGCCGGUAUAUACACAUGCUGUUGUAUUUAUAUAUAUACAGUUAUGCAAUGCGCUCUUAUAUAUCACGCGAAUGCCCUGAAUGACUUAUUACGAAUAAUAACGCUGCAGUGCAAUAAUAUAAUGUACAUUGUAACUCAUAUACCUAUACGCGUUAAAGAAGAAGUACCUAUACAUACAUUACAUUACCUAUACAUUAUUAUUAUAUUAAUAUAAGUAUUGAUUUAUCUCAACCUCAAGACUUAUCUCUCAAGUCCCGUAUACAUAUAGCCUGGUAGUAUAAUAUGUAAUAAUAAUAAUGCGCACGCACUGCCUAGGAUGUAGGCACCUAACUCGCUAGUUAUACGCAUCAUUCACAAUAUUAAUUCUGGAAACGAUUGCUGCGCUGCACGCGCUAAUGCGCUAUACCUCGGGCCACACGUGUCUAUCAAUACAAUCGUCUCUAAUUACCAUCAGUCUGUCGCUUUAUGUGCGCAAUUUUUCAAGGUGCGAAUAUUUAAUACGAAAUUAUGUUUUUUUUCCUAUUCUCAAUAACGACACGACUGUCGAACCGGCAGUCGACGUGCGUGUUGAAACAAAAAGUAGGUAAAACAACAGCUACAUAGGUAUACAUAAAACCGUUUGUCGAUGUACAAAGUGCGGUGAUUAUUAUUAUAUUAUUUUGACUACAGUACUGCGCUAACUUUCGUUGGUACCCCAGGCCAAUAAUAUUAGGCACCCCUAAUUAAACAUACCCACCUCCUACCUCCAUUGGGACGGCUUUGUUGUUAGCAGAAAUCGCGUCAAGAUGCAUAUCGAGGUUAGCGUAGCGUUGAACUUUGUGAUCUCGUACCUGUACAACAAAUUACCCAGACGGCGAGUGAACAUAUUCGGCGAAGAACUGGAAAAGUGCCUGACGGAGAAAUUCGCUGGGCACUGGUACCCGGAGAAACCGUACCGCGGCUCGGCGUACCGGUGCAUCAAAACUGGAUCUCCGAUCGACCCGGUGUUCGAGAAGGCGGCCCGCGAGAGCGGCGUGGCCAUACAGGACAUCCUGGAGAACUUGCCACAGGAUCUGGCCGUGUGGGUGGACCCCGGCGAAGUCAGUUACCGCAUCGGCGAGAAGGGUGCUGUGAAGAUCUUGUACAACGAGAACAGCGGCGGCCUCCAGUUCGACACCCACGAUGACCGGACCGCCGACCGAGAGGUCGUCAAAACGUUCAACCCCGAAGCACAGUGUUUCCGGCCCAUCGAUUCGGUAGCGUCCAGCUUGAGUUCUCUGAGCAUUUCGCCACCGGACAAGUGUUCGGUCGGUUCGCCAACGCUUGGCAGCGGUUCCAACAACUCGUCGCCAACUCACCAUAACCACCUCCACCACCAAUACCAACAACAACAACACCAUCCUCACCACCAGCAACAGCAAAUACAGCUACAACAGUCACAGCACAAUCCGCUGUUGUUCGGCAAGCCGUGUGGCGGAAGCAGCAGCAGCAGUAGUAGCAGCAGCAGCAGUAGCAGCAGCAGCAGCACUGCAAGCAACGGCAACAGUCAGCAAUCGCCGCAGCAACAGCAACAGCAGCCGCGGAGCCCGAACGGUGGAGGUCCGGCAGUCGCGGUCGCGGCUGGCGCUUACGUGCCGUGCCGACAGCCGUCCGUGCCGUUGACGUUCACAACCGCCUCGUUCGCGCAGACCAAGUUCGGCAGCACCAAACUCAAGUCCAACAACAAACGAGCUAACAGGUUUCUGAUGACUGAUUUUAUAGAAAAGAUGUCGCCGACCGAGUUCGCUAACUACAUCAAGCAGCGGGCGGCCAUGCAACAACAACAGCAACGUCCGGCGUCACCGGUGCAGCAACACCACCGUGGCGGCCAGAACGGCGACGCGGCGUCCAACUACUUCUUCCAGCAGCAACAGUACAACAACAACCACCAAGGCGGCGUUGGCGGUGCCGGUUACCAAAGGCCGCGGCAGUCCAACGGAGGCGGUUAUCACCGGAACAGCGGCAACAUGGCCACCGCGGAUUACGCACCACCGCAAUUGCAGUUCGCCAACGGCGGCGGUAGCGGUUGGCAGAACUUCGGCGGCGACUUCGGGCCACAGCACUUUGGCGGCUCGCCCAUGGGUCCGCUGUCACCGGCCAAUUAUGGGACGGGGCAACAAAUGCAGUCAGCCGUGACUCCGAUGCAUCAGCAGCAGCAGCAGCAACAGCAACAACAGCAAAAGAUGCAGGACAACUACAACGCCAUGGGACUGGGGUCGUCGACGUCGUCGUCGUACAGGUCGAGUCCUUUCCAACAUUUGUUGGUGGCCAACUGAUUUCAGCCGGCUUGUCCGACGAGAGACGGUUAAGAGCGCCCCCUUUCACCACCAAACCCCUUACCCCUCGUGCCGCCCAACGUGGCCCAUCUUGACCUAGUUAAACAGUUGAAGACCGACCUACCCCAUCCCCCUCCAUCCGCCCACCUUGUUAUCAUUAUUAUUAUUAUUUUUUUUUUUAUAUAAUACCUUCUUUCAAUAUAUAACAUAAUAUUAUAUACAUACUUCAGUAAACCCCCUGGCGCGCCUUUCCCUUCUCCGCCUUUAAAGAUAAAUAAUGAAAAUUAUUUACACUACGUUUUUAGGUAUAUAGAUACACCCGUUAUUAUUAUGUUAUAUUAUUUCCGUUUUUCUAAUUCCCGUGGCUGCAGCGAGCUUUUCUCAUCCACCUGUCGUUAUCAUUUCAAAACAUUAUAUGCAUAUAUACUGCUGUUACCUAUCGGCUUCUAAAAUUAUGAUUAUCUCUAUAAACAACAUUUUAAAUAUUAUAUCGAUAUAGGUAAUUAGGACAAUGCUCGUAAAAUACUUCAACUACUUUAAUAUAAUAUAUUCUACCAUUCGCGCAGACACUUUAAAAAAAAUGUUUAUUCUCUUCGAGAAAAUAAAAUAAAAUAAUAUUAUAUAUAACAAAAAAAUAAAAUAAAAUUUUAAUAACAUCAAUACAUAUAUUACUAUAAUAUGUGAUUGAUUGAUCACCCACAAGUAUUAUUAUUAGUUUUUUUACACUAUUUUUCUUUUCUUAUUUUUGACUAAAACUUUUUAAUAUUUUUAAAUUAACGCAUAUAUAAAUUUAUUUUUUUUAAGCAAUUUAUGACUUAUCGUACAGACUUAAUGAGAUGUUUUUUUUUUUUUUUAAAUAAAAUAUUUUUACCAAUGAGAGGAUUAGACCUUAAUUAAUAAUAAUAAUAACACGUACAUUAUAUACAUGAAUAUAAUAUAAUAUACCUAGAGUCCAAUGAUAAUAAUUAAAAAUACUUUACGUCUAGGUUAAUAUUAUACUUAUUAUAUACACGUAUACUACCUAUAUAGAAAUACAUUUGAAUAUUUGAUUAAACAAUUGAUUUACGAUCCAUUACAUUAAUGUGUUAUAUCAAAUAUGUGUUCUGUGAACAUCAAAUAUUCAGUUCUCUAAAUAGGUACAAAAAAAAAAAAUUAUUGAAUAAUAAUAUUAAAUUUAAUAAACUCAUUUUUCAAAUUAAAAUAUUUCGAUGUAUAGAAUCUCCCUAACCUUUAUACCUUUUACCUCAUCUUUAGGAAUCAUCUUUUUUCUUCUUCAAAUUCCAUGCUCUAACAUGUAAUAUAUUAAACUGAAACUGAACAGGAACAAUCUAAUCGCAAUAAUCGUGAGAUAUAUAGGUGUUUAAUAAUAAUAUAAUAAUAAUAAUAAAUAAUAUUUGUAAUAUUGUAUAUCGGCCUAGGAAAUACGUAAAGUAAAAAUUAAAUAUAUUAUUUAAAAUGUCCUUUUGUAGAAAUGUAGUAAAUUUGUUAUGACAAUAUUAAGAAAAUUUAAAUUAAAAAUUGUUAUACUGGAAAAUUUAUCGAUGGAUCUCGCCAGUUAUUAACUUGUACUUGCAUUUUGCAACAUAAAUCGAGGUUUACUUAAAAAAAAAAAUCAUUAUUAUUGUUUUCAUCUUUAUACCUAUAGGUAAAUAUAAUAUUAUCCAAAUGAAAAAUUGCAUGCGAUUUUUUUUUUAAUUUUGAAGCUUUAAAUUAAAAGUUUUAUUUAGUAAAUGUUUUAUUAUAAUUUUUUAACUUAUUUGGUAUUUUUUUACUCUUUAUAUACAUAUUAAAGUUAUAUGAAA